This is a messenger RNA of Centropristis striata (black sea bass), 2970 nucleotides long. RefSeq names its product brain-enriched guanylate kinase-associated protein. Gene Ontology annotation, cellular component: synapse. The record is from RefSeq and is a predicted model, not a curated record. Lineage: Eukaryota; Metazoa; Chordata; Actinopteri; Perciformes; Serranidae. The transcript is spliced from 7 exons. The coding region runs from base 229 to 2259 and encodes 676 amino acids.
UAAAUGCAUGCCGCUCUGAGGGGCUGCUGCUCAGGCUCAUGAAUAUUGUGAUCUUAUCAGCUGAAAAUGAGGCGAAAAGCAUAUAAACGGGUCAUCACAGAUAGCCAGCUCCUAUCUGCCUCCCCAGGCAACACUUAGAGCUCACACUGUCGCUUUGUGCUUAGAGUUCAGGCUCCAACAUUCAGCCGGCCAGCAGCAGCAGAGGAACAGCAACUCUAUGAGAAAAAUAUGAAAAAGAUAUAUAUUGGCAAAACUGCCCUCAAAACACAGAGAAAUGGUUGCAAACAUCAGAAAAGAAGCUCUUUCCACGACCACAAAGACGACCUGCGGAAGCGUCUCUCCUACAUGACGCACAAACUGGAGAUGGUGGAGACGGAGUUCGACUCCACCAGGCAAUACCUGGAGACGGAGCUCCGCCGAGCCCAGGAGGAGCUGGAGAAGUUCACCGAGAAGCUACGCAGGAUUCAGAGCAGCUAUGCAGCUCUCCAGAGGAUCAACCAGGAUCUGGAGGACAAGAUGCACCGAACGUCUCAGCACCACGAAGAAGAAAAGAGAGCCCUGAGCAGGGAAAUCAUCCUCCUCAACAACCACCUCAUGGAGGCAAAGAUCACCAUCAACAAGCUCCGAGAGGACAACGACCUGUACAGGAAGGACUGUAACCUGGCUGCCCAGCUGCUGCAGUGCUCCAAGUCUCACUAUAGAGCUCACAAGAUGUCUGAGCUGCCGCUGGACUUCCAGGAACGCAUCAGUUCCCACAUGGAGAAACAUAACCGGGGUAGCCAAGCCACCAUAGCAAUGUGCCACUCGAACUACUCCGACGCCGUGCCCACAGCCGUGAUCGCUAAGGUCCUGGAGAAACCCGAACCGGGAAGCAGCUGCCCUGUGACACGCUCCCCGAGCCCUCAGCCGCAGGACGGAGACUUCCUCACAGCGUCAGGAAGCACUGAUCACCUGAACCGCCGGAUUUCUUAUAAAUCAUCCGACCUGUACUGCAGCGACACGGCCCUGUACUGCCCCGAGCGGUGGCAGGAUACGGAGCGCCGGCAGAGCGUGGACCUCCACGGCACCGCUCUGCUGCAGCUCCACGCCCAGAACUCCACCGACAGCAACCCCGACGAGGACGCCUACCACUCGGGGAGUUUCUCUCACCACGAGCCUCCGUCGUCCUUUCACCACCACGAUGACUUCGGCACCGCCAGCCUCCCCGCCUCCAGCUCCUACUCCAGCUUCAGCCUGGCGUCGGACGACAAGGGAGGGGUCGGCGGCGGUUGUGGACGCACCGCCAGCAGCACCUUAUCCUCGUCCCACCAGGGGCUCUACAUGGAGUGGCGGGAUGGCGGCAGCGGGGACUACGAGCGCAAAAGCGUGUCCUCUUAUGAUAAAGACAGCCCGAGCUUCCCCAAGUCCCUCAGCAUCCAGCACAUGGUGGUCCCGCGGAGUCCUCAGAAGGGGACCUCGCCGGCAUACACGAGGACGGCGUCGUGCUUCAGUGAACCGUACCACUCCAGCACCCCUCGCCUGGCCUCCUCCCACAGCAUGGGGUCCACCACUGGACUGGGCCCGGCCCGGAGCCAGGCGGGCGCUCUGGACAGCCGGGAGAGCGUCCACGUCCCUGAGGAUGACCUGAGCAGCCGCUGGAGGCAGCUCAGCGUGGAGGACAUCAACACGUUCUCCUCUUCGUACCGCGACAUCGCGGGGCGAGUCUCUCCGUACAGUUUCUCCGAGCGCCACUUCGCCAUGGGCCCCUCCAGUAAGGCCAAGGGGUCUCUCUACAGCAGCUUCCAAGAAGGAGAUGACGUCUUCCACAGCCGCGUGCUGGACCAGUGUUUCUCCGUGGGUCCGCCUUCGCCCAGCCGCAGUCAGAAGCCGAUGGAGCAUCGCAAACAGGAGAAAACUUCUGCUCUGUACCGAGCCAAGGAGGACAGUCAGGACUCGGAGGGCAGUUUGUUCCUCUCAGGGAGCUCUAAAGAGAAGGAGGGCGUUGGGGGAGCCACGGCGGCCAAGAAGGACUACGUCAGCCUGAGUGCAGACAGCUCAGCAGAGUCCUUACACCAAAGCUCCCUGGAAGCCUCCAGUCUCCAGCACUACCCCAGCCCCAGGCCGGUGGUCCGGCCCCGCCCCAGCUCCAGCUCCGCCCUCAGCGUCGGCCCCGCGCUCCCAAAGAAAACCUCCCCAAGAUACCAAAAAUUUGGCAGCACGGGACUGACGAGGAAGGACAGUUUGACCAAGGCACAGCUCUACGGGACGCUGCUGAACUGAGCCACGACGGAUCGCUUUUCAUUUUAUGCAUGAUGAUGAUGAUGAUGAUGAAGAUGAUGAUACUGUACUGUACUGUAUGUCUCAAAGUCCCCUGCAGCAAACACAUACUUGGUGUGACGGGGUGUUAACAUGUUGUUGUUUUAUGUAUCUUAGCCAAGGCACGUUUUUAAUGCAGUCUGCAACACUUUUUCUAUUUAGUGGGGCAGAUAACCAGAGGGAUUGUGCAUUUUAUGAUGAAAGCGUCAAUAUGGCGGACAUUUUUCAAGAUGGCCGCCAUAUUGACAAUAUGAAGACAUGAAGUUUUUAGAUUAAAUUUCACAUUAACAAUGGAUAAUAGGUGAUAGAAACAUAAAGUUUGGUACAGUUAUAGCCAAAGACAUGGGGAACAUGUGGAGGGAUCAAGACUUUUAAGUACGACAAAAAUUAGAUGUGGAGGCUGGACGAAUUUUCAAUAUGGCGGCCAUUUUUCAAGAUGGCCACCAGUGACAACUGUUUAUAGAUAGGUAAUAUAUAAUAGAUUUCACAUUAACAAUGGAUAAUAUGUAGCCUAAUACAACCAUUAAAUAAAUUUGGUACCGUUAUGGCAAAUACAGAUAUGGACCCUCAUAAAUGAUCAAUAUGGCAGUCAUUUUCCAAAUUGGCAGCAAGUGACAACUGCUUUUAAAUCAAUUUUCAUAUUUUUGGGAAAAAUGGCCACCAUAUUGAAAAGUC